AGAAUACAUUACAAUACCACGCCAAAAUAAUAGAGUGUUCCCGUGUUAUUCGAAUAAAUUUACAAAUGUACUUAGGAAAUGCAAAGAUAUUUAAACAAUAUGAUUAAAACAGUAUUAAUUGACUUAAGUGGCACAUUGCACGUGGAUAAAUCAGCAAUUCCCGGUGCUCCUGAGGCAUUAUCAAAAUUACGCGCAGCAAAUAUAAGAAUUAAAUUUGUAACGAACACUACAAAAGAAAGUAAACGAUUACUGCAUGAAAAUCUUACAAAUUUGGGCUUCAUUAUUGAAAAAGAAGAGAUAUUUACAUCCCUAACAGCUGCAAACGAAUUAAUAGUAAAGAAGAAUUAUAAUCCUUUAUAUCUAGUUGCUAAUGAGGCUCUUGAGGAUUUACCAAAACAGAAACCAGCUGACAAAGUUGAUGCAGUAGUAAUAGGGUUGGCCCCAAAUGAAUUUCAUUAUGAGAAAUUAAAUGAAGCCUUUAGGUACUUAAAUGAAGGUGCAUCCCUGAUUGCAAUCCAUGAUGGUAGAUAUUACAAAAGAAAAGAUGGUUUGGCUUUGGGUCCAGGUUGUUUUGUAAAAGGUUUGGAGUAUUCAGCUGGUGUCAAAGCACAAGUUGUAGGAAAACCAAAUGUUUCCUUCUUUCACUCUGCUUUAUUGGAUGAAAAACCAAAUGAAGUUGUCAUGGUUGGUGAUGAUAUUCAAAGUGAUAUUGGUGGUGCCAUAUUAGCAGGCAUGCUGGGAAUAUUAGUCCAAACAGGCAAAUAUCAGGACAGUGAUUUGACAAAGUUCAGUGAUAUUAAACCAACCGUUAUUGUCCCGUCAUUUGUUGAAGCUGUUGAUGAAAUUAUAAAAAUGAAUGCUACAUCUGCAAUAUGUGAACAACAACACUAAUUUCCUGUUUAGUUUACAUGUAUUUUUAAUCUAAUACUCUGCACCAUCUAUGAGUAAGCAGAUAAAUCAAUAUACUCAGAAUAUAGUCUAA
Dalotia coriaria is the source of this 982-nucleotide messenger RNA. Its product is annotated as haloacid dehalogenase-like hydrolase domain-containing protein 2. NCBI's taxonomy places the organism in Eukaryota, Metazoa, Arthropoda, Insecta, Coleoptera, Staphylinidae. The coding region runs from base 79 to 891 and encodes 270 amino acids. The record is from RefSeq and is a predicted model, not a curated record. The transcript has 4 exons. Gene Ontology annotation, molecular function: phosphatase activity. Gene Ontology annotation, biological process: dephosphorylation.